Messenger RNA from Penaeus vannamei (Pacific white shrimp), 1608 nucleotides. The record is from RefSeq and is a predicted model, not a curated record. NCBI's taxonomy places the organism in Eukaryota, Metazoa, Arthropoda, Malacostraca, Decapoda, Penaeidae.
UGGUCCACUCGUUUGCCCUUCAAUACAUUUACCUGCGCCGUGUCUCACAGUGCACUGAGGUUCAACUCCUCUGUGUUUUCUAUCAAAUGUGGUUUACAGUUUAAGUGGUUCUAGGCUGCCUUAGCGAAGGAAAAUCGUGCCCGCUAUGGAGACGUCGAGCAUCCUGUGGGCGUCGACGUCUGUCAUCACUUUCGUGGUGAUGGUGACUGCCACGCUCUACCUCUACACCUACUUGCUGAGGAAGAACAGGAGGUUCGCUUGGGGCUCCCUCGGCCGCGAUGUGGUCGUCCUGCACAUCUCUCCCCGCGGCCGCUUUGCUCCCAACAUGUCUCCCUUCGCCAUCAAACUGGAGACCUUCCUGCGGCUGGCGAAGAUACCCUAUAAGGUGGACUUCGAGGAGCCUUUUGGGCCGAAGGGGAAGACCCCCUGGAUCACUCUCAACGGCGAGGAACUCACGGAUUCCCAGCUCGUGAUGCAGGAACUCGCGCGCCGCUACGAACUCACCGACAACCUUACUGUCGAGCAGCAGGCGGUUGCGAGAGCGCUGACAGUGAUGGUCGACGAGCACCUCAUCUGGGGCCUGCGCGUCUGGAGGUACGACGUGGACCGCGGCCAGGGGUUCUCCGAGUGCAUGAACAACGUGCCCUUCUACUACAAGUGGCUCGUUCCUAUGCAGUGCUGGCGCAUGCGUAACGCGCUGUGGCAUCAGGGCAUGGGAAGGCAUACGUUCCGAGAGGUCAAGGGGUUUGUCAAGCAGGACUUGGCGGCGAUUGCUGGUUAUUUGGGUGACAAACCCUUCUUAUUCGGCGAUGAGCCUUGCCAAACGGACUGUGCUGUGUUCGCCCACCUGGCCAACAUUCUCUACAAUUACCAGCGCUCGCCAUUUUACGCCAUGGUAACAAAUGAUUUUCCGAAGCUUAGUGAAUAUGCGUCGAGGGUGAGGGCGAAACUUUGGCCGAACUGGUACCUGCUCCUCGACCCGGCUCAGCCUCAGCGCCGUUUGAGCACAUAAGGGCGACUUAGAUUAAGAUAUAAGAGUGAAAAAAAAAUCUGUUUGGCACCGAGACAUGGCGGAAAAUUUGGUAUGUUAUUUGGCGAAAAUAGAAACUAAAUGCCUUUGUUAGAUUGUUCUAAUAGGAUUUCAUCUCUGACACUUUAUUGUUUUCAAUUAAUACUCAAUUAAUUCUCUCAUUAAUUACUUAACGCAAACAUUAAAGGCAUUUGCGCAUCAUCAAAGAGUGAGCACAGGUGUUCCAGUCUGCUCCCUGCUUAAAGUUUAUCACUAUAUGCUCCUGCACUUUAUGGUUGAAUAUGUAAUACUACAUAUACUUCAGACUUUUUAUUGAAAUUACUUCAGUUAUUACGUCAUUUGACCACUUUGUGAAUGUACAUAAUAAAAGUUGGUGCGAUCAUGCUAGGGCUUGAUAAAAGUUAUAAAUAUUUUGUAUCCAUACCAUAAACUAUGUGAUUAAUGUCAAUACAAGUAAUGCAGAAGGGUAUGGUGCGUUUUAUUUUUCAGUUCUGUUGUAUUUCUUUUCAUUCUACGCCAGCAUUUCCAGAUGUCAAACAAACCUCAAAUUUUCAAUAAAGUCCACCUUUAUAUCCAGA